Messenger RNA from Nematocida minor, 492 nucleotides. RefSeq lists its product as uncharacterized. NCBI's taxonomy places the organism in Eukaryota, Fungi, Microsporidia. The transcript has a single exon. The record is from RefSeq and is a predicted model, not a curated record. Bases 1 to 492 code for a protein of 163 amino acids.
AUGCUAGCUUUCAUUGCACUUGGCAUUCUUAUCCCGUUGUGUAUAUCUUUCUACAUCCGCAGAGGAAGAAAGACCGAAGAAAGCAUAAAGCCUCUGUACGACAACAAGUAUCUGAAAGAGUACCUUGAGCUGUCAUCAGAUAUCUCGCCAUUGGAGCAGUACAAGAUACUUAUCAAGGCUAGUACGUAUCUUAUUGAAAAAGAAGAAGAAAUAGAAACAGAGUGCAAGGUGCUAUACUCUCUGUUCUACGCCAGAAUGAUAAGCAAUACGAUGUGGGAGCAUUUGAAAAACGCAAAAGAAGAGUUGGCCAUGGAUAAAAUUACAAUAGAAGCUGAGCUAGGGAGAUUUUCAAAGAUAGACAAGUCCAACAUAGAGAGGCCUGGUAAGUCCUCCUCUGCCUCCGCAGAAAAAACUACAAUUUCGUGCACGCCCUCAAAAGAAGACACAGAGGCGCUCUACCAAAGGAUCAAACUCAAACAGAAGAGCGAAUAA